AUGAUGAGUAGUGCAGACUCUGAAGACUCUUGCUUGCCCUCCAAAACAAGAAGUUCUAAAAUAGAGGACAACUACCUGAAAGAAUUGAAUGAGGAGUUAAAGCUAAGGAAGCAGGAACUGCUAGAAAUACUAAAACCUCUAGAAAAUAAAAACAACCUCUUAUUGCAGAAGUUAAUGUCUAACUUGGAGGAGAAACAAAACAGUCUGCAGAUCAUGAGGCAAAUCAUGGCAGGGAAGGGAAGUGAUGAUGAAUCUUCAGUUAUGGAGCUUAUUAAGGAAGCAGAAGAGAUGAAACAGAAUCUGGAAAGGAAAAACAAGAUGCUUCGGAAUGAAAUGGAGAUGCUAUGGAACAAGACAUUGGACACAGAAGAAUACAGCGAUCAACUGAAAACACCACAGAUAAAAAACACGGCAGAUUCACAGGAUGCAGAGGUUCUCCAACCCCCCUUAUCACCCAGGAAGAUAAAGAGUGAACUGGAGACAUGUGAGCUGAAGGAGAUAAAGAAGGAAAAGAAACAGAGGAAAAUGGAAUGGGUCAGGUGUCAGGAUCCAGUCAACAUCUAUCAGAAUGACUUUCAUGGCAAGGUUAUGGAGCUGAGAAUUGGAGCCUUGAAGAACUACCAGAAGUCCAAUGACCUGAAAUUAUCACUGUAUUUACAGCAGAAUUCUGGGCCAAAGCAAACAUUUUUUAAUCUCCCUGGAGCUCAAGGUACUAUGGCAACUACGACUAUUGGCAGAGCAACUACCAGCAGAAAUGACUCUAAUAGCGAGCAGAAGAAGGACACAAACCGCAAAGAUGAGGCGGGACGAGAACCCUCCUUCGUCGCCCACAGCGGGCUCUGUUACAUUAGCCCCCCUUCGGCCCCCACGCAGCUUUCAGAACCACCUCCAGGUUCCUUGGCCCCUUCAGGGGGGCCGUCGGUCGUUGCGAGGAGAGGUCCCACGAGCCCAUGCUUCCCUAGUGCCCUCCAGAGAGCAGUUCUAAGACCCGGACAGCCCGACCGAGGCGCCGACCCGCAGCGUCGGGCUCGGCAGGGGAUUGCUUCUGUCUGGGGCUCGGCUGAAGAGGCGUUCAGGUCUCGCGCGCACCCGUUCCGCGUUCUUCCAGCCAAUCGGGCGCUACUCGCACGCCCAGAAACGCUCCACGGCCUUUCUCAGGCUGGGCCGCUCCUUCCCGCUCCCAGUACUCGGCAGCAGAGCUCACUCCUCCCCUCACUCUCCACGAGUUACACGCCUCGCGGUGUGGCUCCGCCCCAGUCCUGA
Molecule: messenger RNA, 1263 nt
Organism: Condylura cristata (star-nosed mole)
Lineage: Eukaryota; Metazoa; Chordata; Mammalia; Eulipotyphla; Talpidae
Product: interaptin-like
Exons: 10
Coding region: 1-1263 (420 amino acids)
Source: RefSeq, a predicted model, not a curated record